AUGUCAUUUGUUCCCAAGUGUACGGGCAUUGGCGUGUUGGAUGCCCAGGGAAACGGUUCUUCAGCUUCCGGUUGCAUCCAACAAAUUUACGACAUGUUGCUUGGUUACACGGAGAAGUUGGACAGUAAGUGGAAGUACGUUGAGAUCCGCCUUGCUGGUCUCUUCCAAAAAUUAGAGAAUUUCAAUAAAAAUUUAGAUGAUUUGAUAAAAUCAGCUGCUGUAGAUGUGACUAAACUUUCGAUGAAUCAUAUUCAAAAUUUUAUUCAGGGCUUUGGAGCAAGCACUUUUUUGAAUUGCUCCGCUCCAGCUCCGCUCCGGCAUAAAAAAAGUUUGCUCCGCUCCGUGCUCCGAGGCGGGAGUGUGUUUUAG
Molecule: messenger RNA, 369 nt
Organism: Helobdella robusta
Lineage: Eukaryota; Metazoa; Annelida; Clitellata; Rhynchobdellida; Glossiphoniidae
Exons: 3
Coding region: 1-369 (122 amino acids)
Source: RefSeq, a predicted model, not a curated record